AUGAAAAAUGAAAUAAGGAAAAUUGAGCAUAACUAUGGCAUUGAAUACGUUUCAGAACGAAGGGAAAAGAAAAGGGAGGUUCUGUUGGCCAUACUAACUUUGACCGCGUACUACCUGUAUUGUCUCUACUCGGGAUACAAGAAGGGAUACGUUUCGCUAGACGAAUUUCAAUUUUUCCUGUUUGUUCUGUACAUCUCGUUUAUCAUAAUAUACCUGAAUAAUCAUUACAUUGAAAGGCUAUUCCUUGUGAACAACAUUGGAAUACAAAUUGAGAGGAAAAGUUGUUUCCGACAUCGGUUAAAAUUUAUUUGCAUAAGUGACAUAAAGAACAUCUUUAUAAACGAGGCCAUUUACAUAUUCGAGAUUUGCCCCUAUUUGUGCAUCACGUUGCGGAACAAUAAGCUCAUCGUCUUGUUUGAGAACUUCAACCUAGGAAUGAAAAGUCUCGUGUAUAUAUACAGGGACGUGAAAAGAGUAAUCGAUCGUAGUUAUAAGGAGGAGUUUAUAGGUGUCAAAGCUGUGGAAGUGAAAGAACAGGAAGAACACGGAAGUAGAGAAGAACAAAAUUGUACUGUUCCAAAUGAGGUGUGCUCAACAAAUAAUCCCUCUUCAAGCGAAGAGGAAAAUAUUUUCAAGCUUUUGAAUUUUAGUUCAUGCGAUAAUUACAAAAUAAAUGAUGAAGUUAGGGAAAGGGCAAAAAUAAAAACGUACGACAUAUACAUAAAUAAAAAAUUAGCACUGGACAUAAUGAAUAGUUGA
This is a messenger RNA of Plasmodium knowlesi strain H, 759 nucleotides long. RefSeq names its product phosphatidylinositol N-acetylglucosaminyltransferase subunit H, putative. Lineage: Eukaryota; Apicomplexa; Aconoidasida; Haemosporida; Plasmodiidae. The transcript is spliced from 5 exons. Gene Ontology annotation, biological process: GPI anchor biosynthetic process. The record is from RefSeq and is a predicted model, not a curated record. Bases 1 to 759 code for a protein of 252 amino acids. Gene Ontology annotation, cellular component: glycosylphosphatidylinositol-N-acetylglucosaminyltransferase (GPI-GnT) complex.